AUGUCCCGCACCUGCGCAUUCUCUGCGCGACACAGCGUUGCAUACGCGCGCGAUUCACACACGACGGACAUUCACGCGACCGACGCGGGUAUUCAGCGGCGCGCCCACUCGGUGCGCAUACAAAUAUGCGCGCGCGCGCCAGCGGGCUUAGACGCGGCGAGGCGAGCCAAGACACAUGGACACGCGUUUGGCGAAGCGCAGGCGGAGACACAGGAGGAGGAGGAGGAGGAGAGAGGAGAGAUCGGCGUGGGCGGAGGAGGUCGCUACGGCGCGGGAAGUGACAGCUCUGUGCGGCCCGGAGGGGCUCGUGGAGAAACGGCGUGUAAACAGGAAGAAGAAGAAGAAGAAGAAGAAGAAGAAGAAGAAGAAGAGGGAGGGAAGGAGAAAAAGGUUGAGAUGGAGGAAACAAAAGGUUAUAUCAACUCUGCAGAAAUAAGAGUUUCAACCAUCGCUACAAGAAUGAGUAGAAACCUUGAAGAUGUGUAUUCCAAGAUGGAACAGAUGGAAUCUAGAAUAUCUCGCAUCGAAGAAUCAGUCAACAAAAUACAUAAACUCUUUCUGCGUAAUGAGGAUGCCCCUUUCCCGAGAGAAAUAUGCAAAUCUUGCAGCGCAUCUGGGUUCCCAGCUAGUCCCCCUCCGUCGCCUCUCGACAUGGCGACGCUUGGGGACGCGGAGGGCCUUCGCUGGUUGCUACAAAUCCACGGCGCCAAAUCUCUCAUCCUCUCCCAGCUCACCGCCAACGGCGACUCUGUGCUACACGUAGCUGCUGCGCAAGGGCACCUACAAGUUGUCAGCGCCAUCUUAGAGAUCAUAGAAUUUACCGUGCUCUUGAACUCCAGUGGCCAGCAUGGGCGUACUCCUCUCCACUGCGCAGCUAAUGAGGGUCAUUUGGAAGUCACCGCACGCCUCCUGAACGCCGGAGCGACGAUCGACGAGUUGGAUCACGACGGAGCUACCCCGUUGAUUCUCGCGGUGGAAAAGGGAUUCAUGGACGUAGCAUAUCUGCUUUUGCAUCGCGGCGCUCGACCCAAGCUAUCAAUCAGUACAGCAGUUACAAAGGGUCAGUUGCGAUCAGUCAAAUUCUUGUUGCAGCAAAAUUGUGUUUCCGCGAACGCUUGCAACGAGAAAGGAGAGACCCUUUUGGUUCAAGCAGCGGAAACCGAACGCUGGGAAAUGGUGGAGCUGCUCUUGGAGAGCGGCGCUUCCGCCACGAAGAGCAACGAUCCGAGAAAGUGCGCGCUGAUGUUGGCUGCCAGGAGCGGCCACCUGGCUUCCGUGCGUCGGAUCCUGAGCGCCGGAGCCGCCUCCAACCUGGAGCAAGUGAAGCUGGCGUUGAGCGUGGCCCAAACGGCGCAGGUCGUCUCCAUUUUCGAAGACGCGGUUCCAUCGGUGGUGCAAGGGCCCGCGGGCGUUUUCGCCUUGGUGACCGCCGGCGCCGACGGCCGCCUGGGCACGCUGGUGGCGCUGCUGGAGUCGGGGGUGGGGGUGGACGUCUACACCUGGGAUAGACGCACGGCGCUGUGGCACGCGGCUGCCAACGGGCACGCGGAGUGCGUGAGAGAACUGCUCGCCCGCGGGGCGCUGGUUGACGCGCGUGACUACAACGGGGACACGCCGCUUCACAGAGCGUCCUUCUUCACGAGGGCGGAGUGCGUGAGAGCGCUCGUGGUCGCCGGCGCGAACGCUUCCUUGAAGAACAAGCAAGGGAAGACGCCGUUGGAGAUGACUAAAGUCGAGGACGUUCGACGAAUAAUUGUUGGGCAGGUGGCCGUUGGCGGCGGCCACCAGCAGCGCCGUGUGGUCCACGUCGUCGCGCGCGUCGGCGGGCACGCCGGCCUCGAGCAGCGCCGCCAGGGGCUCGUGGCGGCCGUGCUCGGCGGCGCGCAGCAGCCCCCAGCGGCCGGCGUCGCCGCGCACCGCCUCCGGCACCGCGUCCACGAACGCCCACACCACCGCCGCGCUCUUGGCGCACUGCGCACGGGAGGGGAGGCGGAGACGAAAGGAAUGAAGGAAAGGAAGAAGCGAUGA
Molecule: messenger RNA, 2028 nt
Organism: Gryllus bimaculatus (two-spotted cricket)
Lineage: Eukaryota; Metazoa; Arthropoda; Insecta; Orthoptera; Gryllidae
Source: the annotation of a GenBank genome assembly